GAGAUAGAGAACUAUAACACCGUCAGAACUCCUUUUCGACGUCUUCCCGACGACAUGCUCUCGGAAAUAUUCUUUCAAUGCGAGGACGAGAUUGACAUCCAGCAGAACAUCGAACGGAUUGGAAAGGACCAAGAUGUCAUCGCUUCUUUGGAUUAUCGCCGGGCACCGUUGCUUCUGACUAGGAUGUGCAAGCAUUGGCGCGCCAUUGUUCUAUCUCAUCCUCGUUACUGGUCUACCAUAAGUGUCAAUACCCCC
Molecule: messenger RNA, 255 nt
Organism: Desarmillaria tabescens
Lineage: Eukaryota; Fungi; Basidiomycota; Agaricomycetes; Agaricales; Physalacriaceae
Exons: 1
Source: RefSeq, a predicted model, not a curated record